AUUCAUACCAGAACAUUGAACACAUUUGAAUAGUAAUUAACCAACCAAAGCUUACAGGCAACUGCUAGCUAGUUAGUCAGAUAGUUAUGUUACAAAUAAAAAUGAUGGAUUUUAAAUCCUGUACAAAGAUAACAGAUGCAAGAACUUCAACACCUCGUCAAGUCAAAACCUCAGAGAAACAGACGGCAGAGGACGGAGCAAAACAUGUCUUGGACAGCCAUGACAAACUUAGUAGAAGACAAAAGCCAUUGUCCAAGCCUGGACUGUCUCUGGAGAAAAAAAUUGAACAGGAGAAGCGGAGGAGGCAUGUUCUGAUUAAUGAGCACAACAGAUUAACGUUUGCAGUGAAGACAAAAGAGGCUAAGUUGAAGGAGCUGCAAGAGCAGCUAAAAGCAAUGAGCCUUCAGCCUACAAAUUACAACUGUGAAGACACAUGUGAGCAGCGUAUACGACAGCUGGAGAACAACCUGGAUAAGAUGAAGCUGAAGACCACACAGGCUAAGAGAAUCCAGACAGCCUAUUGGCACAUUCUUGAGCACCUGCAGCAGGAGGUCCGUGGUAUGUACAAGAUCCUGGACCAGAAAGCGCAUGCAGUUGCCGUUGGACAGGCAGAGGUGGACAAAGCAACCCAAAAGUUCCAGUCAGCAGCAGCUGCUGCAGAUAGCACACUGGGCAAAAUGGUUCAGGUGGAAAAUGAGACAAUGGAAAAGAAAAGUAAAAUGGAUAGUGAGCUGGGCGAACUGACGGCAGAAGAAAAUGAGCUGAAACGGAACAUGAAAACACUUGGACGUCUUAGCCCCAAAGGGCAGAGCAGGCUGAAGGAGCGGCAGGAAAUUGAGGAAAAAGCACAGUCAAUUCCUGUCACAGAUCAUCAGUAUUAUGACAUCUGUGGUGCUUCCCAGUCUGACAUGAAACUGGUAGAGGAUAUGGAGGCUCUGAGAGAGAUUCUGGGCUGUGCUGACAUACAGGAUCUAGUUAACAAGGUGGUGUCACAGCAAGCCACCAAAGAGCAGCUCCAAACUGAGGUAACCCACUGUGAGGAACUCGUCAGGCAGGAGGCCAAAACCCUGGCUGAUCUGGAGCUCCUGAACACAGAACUCAAGUUCAAUGCCAAACCUACAACUACAAGGUUUGACAAGCUGAAGGAACAAAUGCAGGCAAAGCUGAGUCAGAAAGUGGAUCAUGUUCAGCGACUUCAGGCCAAGCUGCAGCAGUCUCAGGGUCUGUUGGACACUGUUGAGCAGGGGGUGACCAAUGUCUACUUCAGGAUGAGCUGCGUACUUGUGGAGGGGUUGCCCAGCGCGUCCAGUACUAACGGCACAGACAAACUGGGGGACAUCAGCGCCCGUCUACCAACAUUACUGCAAAUAGCCUCAAAGCAGAAACCUGAGAUCAGCGGUCUGGACAAAGAGAGGGUUUACAGUUUGCUGGAACAGCUCAACAUGAUGGGGAUGAGGAACAACAAGAGACAAACUACCCCUCUAGACACUCCCCAGCUUAGUGAGGAUGAAGAAGAGUGCGUUCUGUCCCGCGAGGAAAUCAAACGCAACAGCAGUAAACUCAUUGAAUCCAAGCAGAAGAAGAAGAAUAAGUCCUCGAGGAAAGGCAAGAGGAAGCAGUAGAGAUAUAGACCACAGAGUGGGUAUAAAAAGGCUAAUGAAAUAAACAAUAAAGAAAGCUAGAA
Molecule: messenger RNA, 1684 nt
Organism: Micropterus salmoides (largemouth bass)
Lineage: Eukaryota; Metazoa; Chordata; Actinopteri; Centrarchiformes; Centrarchidae
Exons: 13
Coding region: 87-1622 (511 amino acids)
Source: RefSeq, a predicted model, not a curated record